This is a messenger RNA of Acanthoscelides obtectus, 387 nucleotides long. The record is from the annotation of a GenBank genome assembly. Lineage: Eukaryota; Metazoa; Arthropoda; Insecta; Coleoptera; Chrysomelidae.
AUGGCGGUGCCUUUCUUGCAAAUGCUGCCCGAACCCGAACUGUCGACGGUCGAAUGCACGUUCGCGCUGAUCGUCGACGCCGUGUUCGGGUUCAGCAGCUUCAAACCGCCGGUGACGGAGGCUAUCGAUCUCCCUUCGGGCUGGCACGUGGAUAACGGCGAGCCCGAAGAGCGAAGCGGCCUACUUCCCGAAAUGCUGAUAUCGCUGAUGUGCCCGAAAAGGGGCGCGCUCGAUUUCAGAGGAAUCUACCACUAUUUGGGAGGCAGAUUCGUGCCGGCCGCGUUGGAGGAAAAGUUCGAGAUGAACCUGCCGGAGUACCCGGGAACGGACUGCUGUGUCCUCAUCAGCUGCGAUUGCGAGGAUGAGGAACAUCAGAAAGAGCAUUAG